Molecule: messenger RNA, 2390 nt
Organism: Wyeomyia smithii (pitcher-plant mosquito)
Lineage: Eukaryota; Metazoa; Arthropoda; Insecta; Diptera; Culicidae
Product: WD repeat-containing protein 20 homolog
Exons: 3
Coding region: 422-1525 (367 amino acids)
Source: RefSeq, a predicted model, not a curated record
UAUGUCAAAUUUCUGCAAAGAGAUGGAUUAUAAAAUUUAAUGUGUCGAAAGUUAAAACACUGUUUAUGUAAUUAUAACAUCCCAUGUUCGAAUUUAUUAUCGGUUAAGAAAGCAGCAAAUGAAAUGUCGGUCCAACUUGUCGAUUCGAGUGGUAAAGAUGAUUUGAAAACACAAUUUGUUACUCGUGAAGGAGAGUAUAGAUUGAUGACGCUGUCGGAAUACUCUCGACCUAAUCGUGUUGGAUACCAAAAUAAUCAAAGUAACCCACAAGUGAGAGUUUCGUUAGUGUCUCUACCAUCACAAAUAGCCCACCAAAAUCAAGCAUCUGUGGGAAGCCACAGUGGAAAUAUAAAAACUACAUCAACAGCGGUCGCGACUACACAGCUCGCAAAUCAUUUAGAACAAGUUCCAAAUACAGUAAAUGGGCUCUCGCAAAGUACUGCACUUGGAGGUGAUCGAAUAUGCUUCAAUUACGGAAAAGAACUCUAUGUUUAUGCAUAUCGCGGUGCAAAAAAGCGGAUUUCAAAAUAGUGCAAAUACUAAUAAUAGCGGACAGAACUCAUUAUCAAUUAAAGAUGGUAACAAAUCAAUAGCUAAUACAGUUCACGAUACUGUAGAUAAUGCUAACUUUAAUGUUAAAAACGCAGCUCCAACUAAUACCAGUUUAAGUUCUGCUAUAAAUUGUGAUGAUAGUAAUAAAAGUAAUAACAGUAGUGAUAAGGGAUCAUCAAGCAGUGUUGAUGGCAAACAUUUAAGGAAUCACCUCACUAUAGGCAACAGAGUUGGUAGUUGUGGCAGUAACACUUGCAUCUCUACGACUUCCACUAGAAAAGAGAAGGACACUAAUAACGAUAAGAAUUCAAAACCAGAUUCUAACCAUCACCAAUCGGCGCUAAAUACGAUUACACAGCGAUUAUCUCAUUUUAGCUUUGGAAAUAGUGGCAGUAACUGUAGCAAUAACAGUGAUAAAAGUGAGAAGUCCGCCAAGAGCAGUACUAGCAAAAGAAAUAUCAUAUCGUUUUCUGGAAAAACUAAUAAUAAUAGCAAUAUUUUAUGCAAUAGUUCAAACAACAAUCAUUUUCAAACUAAUGCACUGAACAACAGCAGCCAUGUAAACAACAAUGUUGAUCAGUCUAUUUCAACGUCGUCAUCUAGCAGUGGUAACGGUGGGGGUGGUAUUUCUAAUACUAUUACAUCAAUCAUGACCUCAUCACUAACUAAAAGCAAACGGAUUGAUGGCGCAGUCCCGAGCUGUGGAGGAAACAGUAUUGUUUCAUCAUAUGAUCCCAUGAAACUUAUCGGUACUCCUGCGUGUCCACGUUAUGAUGACUGUCCAGUAUUAGAACCGUUGGUGUGUAAAAAGAUUGCUCACGAGCGGCUAACGGCAUUAAUUUUUCGUGAAGAUUGCUUUCUCACCGCGUGCCAGGAUGGAUUUGUGUAUACUUGGGCUAGACCUGGGUUCCUGAAUCUACCACAGCAUUUACCUUCAAGUCCAACGGCGCCUCCAGGUGGUACAGUAGUAUAAAGCACUAUUAGUAUUAGUAGUUGCAAUUUUAACAGAAACCUAUAUUUUAUUGCCUUUCCCAUUUUAGGAAUACUUUAAGUGUUUUAUAAUUUGAUAUGAACAAAUUUGCAAAAUAUGAUCAAAAUUUCGAUUAUAUAGGAAGAUUAUUCAACAUGUAAAUUAACGCGAUUUGUUGCAAGUAAAACAAUAGAAUAUAAUAAAAGCAUUGCUAAAGAAUAUAGCAAAAGCGGUUUAUCUGUAUUUCUGUACAUACCUAUUUAUUAUCCUUACAUUAUAAUAUAUUACCAUAAUGAUUUUCAUUAUAAAUAUUAUGAUUUUUGUUACUGUCUGAAUCUUAAUACUUGGAAUAUUCUUAUAAUCUAAUCCAUAAGUAUCAAAAUAGCUAAAUAACUGAAAUGAACAUACAAAGAGUAAUCAGUAGUAAUAAAUAUUAAAUGCGUAAAAAAUGUCAUUCAGUUGCGCUAAACGUUUCGGAAUCGUCCAAAACAGCGAAUUAUGGUCGAAGUUCUUAAUCUUCGUUACACCAAAGACAACUAAAUUUUAUUUAUUUGAUGAAUGCACGUGAAAAAACAGUGCACGCUGGUUUCUGGAGCUUUAUUUUGUCCGUAAAAAACGCUAACUCUUGAAGAAGAAAUUAGUGAACAACUGUGUUAUUAGGGUUAUUAAAUUGUAAUACUUCAUAAACAUUUUUAUAAAAUAUUAUUUAAGUCAGUUAAGAAAAAAAAAUUUAAAAAUUGAUGGAAUAAGGCGUGAAUAAUGAUUAUUAUAUUAGUAAAAGAGACACUAUUGUUUACAAAGCAUUGAAACUUGAUGAAUAAAACUCAUGUUCAUAAACAAAAUGUUCGCAAAGCAUGAUAAUUAAAGG